Molecule: messenger RNA, 1395 nt
Organism: Eucalyptus grandis
Lineage: Eukaryota; Viridiplantae; Streptophyta; Magnoliopsida; Myrtales; Myrtaceae
Product: pentatricopeptide repeat-containing protein At2g44880-like
Exons: 1
Biological process (GO): RNA modification
Molecular function (GO): protein binding; RNA binding
Source: RefSeq, a predicted model, not a curated record
UUGCUUAAAUAGACGAAAUUGAUAGUUCUUUUUGUGUCGGUCGAUGCUUACUUCGACGAGUCCGCGAGUAAGUUGUCCAUGGAGCAGUCGAAAUCCGUCGUCUGGACUCCCCUGGAACGGAGAUGUCUCUACCUCCUUCAACGGACCAGGAACUCUCGACCCGCUCUCCUCCAGAUCCACGCCUUCAUGCUUCGCCACGCUCUCGACCUCAACGUCAACCUCCUCACCAAGCUCGUCGCCAGCUGCGCCUCCGUCGCCUCCGUCUCCGACCCGCUCGCGGGAUUACGCCAUGCUCGCCUCCUGUUCGACAAAAGUCCCCACAGAGAUGACGGGUUCCUCUGCAACGCCGUGAUCAGAGCCCACGUGGGUCUGCGCCAGUUUGACGAGGCUCUUGUUCUUUACCGUGAUCUCCGGAGGAGCACCGGCUUUUCGCCCGAUAACUUCACGUUCACCGCGCUGGCGAAGUGUGGCUCGCUGGCUACGUCCUGUUGGGAAGGGCUGCAGGUGCAGAGCCAUGUUGUUAAGAUGGGGUUUUGGUCGGACUUGUAUGUGUCCACGGCGUUUGUGGAUUUGUAUGCGAAAUGGGGGAGCGUGGAAGCUGCGAGGAUGUUGUUUGACGACAUGAGCGUGAGGAGUCUGGUCUCGUGGACAGCUCUGAUAGGUGGUUAUGCGAGGAGAGGGGAUAUGGGGAAUGCAAUGAAGUUGUUUGAGGAAAUGCCUGAGAAGGACUCUGCAGCAUAUAACUUAAUGAUUGAUGGCUAUGUUAAGUUGGGAGAUAUGGACCCAGCCAAGGAUUUGUUUAAUGAAAUGCCAGAGAGGAAUGUGGUUUCUUGGACUACAAUGAUUAAUGGGUAUUGCAAUGUUGGUGACGUAAAAUCUGCUCGCUCACUCUUCAAUGCCAUGCCAGAAAAGAAUCUGUAUUCUUGGAACGUCAUAAUUAAUGGAUAUUGCCAAAAUAAACAGCCCCAUGAAGCUUUGAGACUGUUUUCUGAGAUGCAGUCAACUGCAUUGGUUGAGCCUGAUGAAGUCACUCUUGUAUGCGUUCUUCCAGCUAUAGCUGAUCUGGGUGCUCUAGAUUUAGGCUAUCAGGUUUACCAUAUUGCACAGAAAAAGAAGCUUGACCGAGCAAGCAAUGUGGGCACGGCACUUGUGGAUAUGUUUGCUAAAUGUGGUGAGAUUAGUAAAGCCAAAAGUGCAUUUAAUAUGUUGCACAAAAGACAGGUAGCUUCUUGGAAUGCUUUGAUAAAUGGGCUUGCAGUCAAUGGGUAUGGCAAAGAAGCAUUGGAAAUAUUCCUGGAGAUGCAACAGCAUGGGGUUCCACCGAAUGAUAUAACCAUGAUUGGUGUUCUAUCUGCAUGUAAUCACACUGGUUUCGUGAAGGAAGGAAGAAGUGGU